Petromyzon marinus (sea lamprey) is the source of this 3774-nucleotide messenger RNA. Lineage: Eukaryota; Metazoa; Chordata; Hyperoartia; Petromyzontiformes; Petromyzontidae. The record is from RefSeq and is a predicted model, not a curated record.
UGAGUUUAUCCGCGCUCGGGGAUUGUCAACGUGGGAAUUUGAACGGAGCCCGAGACGCGGCGACUGUUUUUUAUUCCCGGGCUCCUCCUCGCGGGGCUCUCUCAGACAAGUGCAGCAGGGCCCUGCCGAGGUAUCACGACGGUGGUGGUGGUGGUGGGGUGUGGGCGACGUCUCUGCUGUGGCUCUCUGACCCCAAUUGUGGGGUUUUGGAGGGAACUUUUGAGCAUUAGGCGUCUCCCCCGAGCAGACGUUGCUGGUGGCGUUGAUGGAGCGACUGCGGCCAAACAGGAAGGCAGCGAUCAUCCUCCACGACGAGGAUGACGAUCAAGACGAUCAAGAGUCGAUGUCGGACCACGAGGAAUGGACGCCAAGCGACAAUGACACCAGGCCCAAGAAGCCCGGCGGCGCCAAGAGGCGGCUCCACGCUGACUCGGGGAGCGACGACACCGAGACCCCUGCCAAGAGGGCCAAAAGACCAGCGGCCCCCAGGGCUCCCAGAGUCCCUAAGGCCCCCAAGGAACCCAAGGCCCCCAGGGCUCCCAGAGUCCCUAAGGCCCCCAGGGCUCCCAGAGUCCCUAAGGCCCCCAAGGAACCCAAGGCCCCCAGGGCUCCCAGAGUCCCUAAGGCCCCCAAGGAACCCAAGGCCCCCAAGAUCCCAAAGGCAACGAAGGCCCGAGAGAAGCCUGAAACCCUUUCGCCAAGGAAGCCCGUGGCAGUGAAGGAGGAGCCACCGUGGUCUCCUGGGAGGGGGGCUCUCGCUGGGAUCGCCAUCGGGGUGGCAGGGCAGGCUCUGGCGAUCAAACCAGACCCUCACACCAGCACGAACAGGGAGCCACACUCGCACUCUGCCACGGGGCCCCACGUGAAAAAGGAGCCACACUCGGACUCUGCCACGGGACCCCACGUGAAGAAGGAGCCACACUCAGACUCUGCCACGGGGCCCCACGUGAAGAAGGAGCCACACUCAGACUCUGCCACGGGACCCCACGUGAAGAAGGAGCCACACUCGCACUCUGCCACGGGACCCCACGUGAAGAAGGAACCACACUCGGACUCUGCCACGGGACCCCACGUGAAGAAGGAGCCGGUGGCUGUGAGCUGGACGGUCGCUCAGGCGGUGGCGAGGCAGUUAGCGCUGUCGGAGGGCGUGGUGCAGCAGGUGGUGCGGUUGUUGGACGAGGAGUACACGAUCCCCUUCAUCGCACGCUACCGCCGUGAGUUAACCAACGACAUGGACGCCGACAUGCUGAGGCAGGUGGAGGAGAGCGUCCACCAGCUGCGGGCUGUGCAGAAGAAGGUUAAGAGCGCCGUUGCGACCCUCCAGAAGGAUGAUCAGCUGACUGCUCGCCUGCAGCAGGCACUGCAGGAAUGUCGCUGUGUGGAGGAGUUAGAGAUCCUUGUGGCGCCGUUGAAGACGAGCAGCAGGCAGAGCAAGGCUGAGCGGGCGCGGCGUCUCGGCCUGGAGGCUGCGGCGCAGACGGUGCUCACGGAACCGCACAGACUCGACAUGGUGGCACUGGUGCGACCCGCAGAGCCAGGCUUGUCGACUCUGGCCGAGGUGGAGGCCGGCGUGCAGCACAUCCUGGCCGACAUCAUCGCCAAGGACAGGGCCACCAUGGACAUGGUUCGCAAAAUGUGCGAGAAUUCCAUGGUGAUGAUCGAAUCGUCACUCUCGGCUGCGGCCAAGACCUCGCUACACAAGGGCAAGGAGGGGGCCAGGGACGGGGGCCUUUCUGCGCGUAGCUUCCACGGGAAGGCCCCCCACGGCAAACGCCAGGACAUCAACAAUUUUGAAAAAUACUUCAGCUUCCAGAAGCCCAUCAGCAGGGUGGAGAACUAUGAGGUGUUGGCGCUGAAUCGGGGAGAGAAUUUGAAAAUCCUGACGGUGAAGAUCAACAUCCCCGUGCAAGUCAAGACCAACUUCCACAGCUGGUGUCUCAACCAGAGGUGGCGUCUGCUGGUACCCUUCGUGCCGCCUUAUGUGCAGCAGCUGCUCUCCAACUCCUUGGAGGACUCCUUGAAGCGCCUCAUUAUCCCGCUGGUCACACGCCACUACCGCGCGAGUCUCACGCGCCGUGCGGAGCUCGCCUCCAUUUCCCUCUUCGCCAAGAACCUGCGCAAGCUGCUGCUGGUGCCGCCGGUGCGCGGUCGCUCCGUGCUCGGCAUCGACCCGGGGUUCCGGCACGGGUGCAAGCUGGCGCUCACCUCCCCCACGGGCCAGGUGGUGGCAACCGACGUGAUCUUCUUGGACGACACAAAACGCAGCCAGGCCACCGUGAGGAACCUCCUGCUGCAGCACCGCUGUGAGACCGUGGCGAUUGGCAACGGCUGUGGCUGCCGUGAGGCGGAGUGCUUCGUGUCGGAGCUCAUCCAGAGCGGCUCCCUGCGGCCCCUCAACGUGGUCUACAGCAUCGUGAACGAGAACGGCGCCUCCAUCUACAGCGUGAGCCCCGAGGCUCAGCAAGAGAUGCCUGGCAUGGACCCCAACCUGCGCAGCGCCGUGUCCAUCGCUCGCCGUCUGCAGGACCCUCUGGCAGAGCUGGUGAAGAUCGACCCCAAGCACCUGGGCAUCGGCAUGUACCAGCACGACCUGCCGGAUGCACAGCUGAAGGUGGCGCUGCGUGGCGUGGUGCAGGAGUGCGUCAGCUUCGUGGGCGUGGACAUCAAUGCCUGCUCCGUCACGCUGCUGGGGUACGUGUCCGGGCUGAGCAGCGUUCUGGCUCGCCGCAUCGUGGAGUGGCGUGAGCAGCAAGGCCCCUUCCUCUGCCGCCAGCAGCUGCUCCGCGUUAAGGGCAUGGGGCCCAAAACGUUCCUGCAGUGCGCCGGCUUCGUGCGCGUCAACCCCGCGCCCUCCUCCACGGGGCCCGCCACCUCGUCGUCCGCAGGCGUCGGUGCCGGCGUCGGAGGCUCUGAGCCGGGGGCUAAUCCGGCUCCGGCUCCCGGCCGGAAGAAGCGCACCAGGCAGGGAGGGGGCCCCGAGGAGGGGGAGGAGGAGGAAGUCGCCAACCCCCUGGACCGCACGUGGAUCCACCCGGAGUCGUACGCCAUCGCCCAUCGCCUCCUGCGCCUCAUCGGGGGCUCCGCCGAGCAGGUGGGGCGGCCGGAGCUGCGGCGCCGCGUGGAGGCGGCGCUGGCCCAGCAUGGCUCCGUGGAGGCGCUGGCGCAGGCAGUGGGCACCACGGUGCCCACGCUGCAGAUUGUGCUGGACGGACUCAAGCAGCCUCACGACCACGACAUCCGUGCCGAGCUGCAGAAGCCGAUCUUCCGGCGCACGGUGAUGACGCUCGAGGAGCUCCACGUGGGGAUGUCGCUGCAGGGCCGCGUCGUCAGCUACACCGACUUUGGUGCCUUCGUAGAUAUCGGCGUGGGCCAGAAAGCCCUCAUUCCCAAGAGGUUCAUCACUGCGCAGAACUCGCUCCCAACAGGUCAGGGGGGUGCUGACCGCCGCAGUAGCUUCCUGCUGGGCCCCGGCGACCGCGUGGAGGUCCGGGUCCACCACAUGGAGCUGGCACGCAACCGGAUCACCCUGGCACUUGAGCGCAUGCUGUGAGCGCCACGCUCACCGGGGACGCCGCUCACCUCUCACGCCACCAGUCUCACUCGCCUCACCAAACGCACCAGCCACAUUCUCAGCAAUGACAUUCAAUCUGACUCGCACUUCUAGAUUUGAAGCUUUCGUGACUGCAAGGAUCCAUACUCUUUGGUUUUAUUCGGUAAAGUCACAGUCAAUUCCAGGUCGCACUCCACUCACCCCACACUCAACUCACCCCACAC